AUGGGACGGUUGGGGUGGCGGGCGGUGGCGGCGGCGGCCGCGGGCCUCUCGCUGGCCCUGGAGGCGCUGCCCUGGCUGCUGCGCUGGCUGCGGGCCGGGCGGCGGCGGCCGCGGCGCGAGGUGCUCUUCUUUCCGUCGCAGGUGACCUGCACCGAGGCCCUGCUGCAGGCCCCGGGCGCGGCGGCGGCGGCCCCCGCGGGCUGCCCGUGCAGCCUGCCGCACUGCGAGAGCUCGCUGAGCCGCCUGCUGCGCGCCCUGCUGGCCGCCCGCGCCAGCCUGGAGCUCUGCCUCUUCGCCUUCUCCAGCCCGCAGCUGGGGCGCGCCGUGCAGCUGCUGCACCAGCGCGGGGUGCGCGUGCGGGUCAUCACCGACUGCGACUACAUGGCCCUCAACGGCUCGCAGAUCGGCCUGCUGCGCAAGGCGGGGAUCCAGGUUCGCCACGACCAGGACCUGGGCUACAUGCACCACAAGUUCGCCAUCGUGGACAAGAAGGUGCUGAUCACGGGCUCGCUCAACUGGACCACGCAGGCCAUCCAGAACAACCGGGAAAACGUGCUGGUCAUGGAGGACCCGGUGUACGUGCGCCUCUUCCUGGAGGAGUUCGAGCGCAUCUGGGACGAGUUCAACCCCGCCAAGUACACCUUCUUCCCGCAGAAGCGGGCGCGCUGA
Molecule: messenger RNA, 669 nt
Organism: Lepus europaeus (European hare)
Lineage: Eukaryota; Metazoa; Chordata; Mammalia; Lagomorpha; Leporidae
Gene: PLD6
Product: phospholipase D family member 6
Exons: 2
Coding region: 1-669 (222 amino acids)
Biological process (GO): piRNA processing
Cellular component (GO): mitochondrion
Molecular function (GO): RNA endonuclease activity producing 5'-phosphomonoesters, hydrolytic mechanism
Source: RefSeq, a predicted model, not a curated record